AUGACUCAUCCUUCCUCAGGAGCCUCUUCCACACAUUCUUCAUCAUCAUCAUCCUCAACCUAUCAUCAGCACCAUCCAACACAUAGCCACCACCACCACGCACAUCAUAGACCUCAUCAACAUGCUCAUUGUAGAUUUCAACCUCCCAAUCCCAAACAUCAGCCUUUGUUUCGGAAAGAUUUUAUUGUGAUGGCUGAAUUUUGUGAACAGAAAGGACCAACACCUCUAUUAAUUUUGCCAAGUGAGAGAAGUGUGGAGAGGUUUAACGUGCAGAAAUUUGUAACGAGAGUAUUGGCUGGAGAUCAUACGAGAAAACACGAUAAAUUGGGAGAUAAUCUUACGUGGAUUUGUCCCGAAGACACUCAGGUGUAUUUGACGGAUCCUGUUCAGGGUGCCUUUGCCUAUGUCCAUCACUUGACUCUGCACGACAUUAAUGCAAGAGGAUACGUGAGACCUCUAGUUAUUUGCUAUGUCACGAACGACAAGGACAAGAUUAUGCACCACUUUGAAUAUCUUGUCAAUGCAUUUACUCAAGUCUCACACACUCUCAAGUAUGGAAACAAUUGUAAAUUUCUCAGUGAUAUUCAACAACAAUUGUAUGGAAUUCAAAAAAUUGAGAAAAGAUUUUCGAGCUCUGAAAAUUUGCAAAACAACACCAACAAUUCAGAUUCUCCUCUCUUAUCAAAUCCAACCUCUCAAAACUUACUUUCCUCUCCAUCCAGUGGAGAAGAUGCUGUUGCUGCCAAUUCUGACAACCAUAUUGGUGACCACAAGUUAGAAAAACGAUGGAAAGAAAUUUAUGAAGGUUUAUUUUCUCCCUCUAAAGGAAAUGGACUUUCAAGAGAGACAUUUGAGCAGGUGCUGACAGAAUUGAAAGACUUGAGAAGACGAUUCAUGCUUCAUAUUAACAAAUCUUCAGCCAUUUUAAAAUGCAAAAAGAACAAAAAUUCAAAGAAAAGAAUGACAACCAUGAGAGCAAGCGCUCUUCAACAUCAUUCAUACUUGUUCAGUGACGUUCGAUCUCGGUCAGCUAGUAACAGUUCUGGAUACUCUGCUGGUAUACCACGUAGUGGUUCUUUGGGCUCCAAUGAAGAAUUGAGCGACCCAAGUAUAAAUCAUCACGAUGGAGGAAUAACGGAAGGCUCUCCAACAGUUGAAAAUAUCAACGAAUACAGAAUUGUUCCAAAUAAUGGUAGCCCACCAAGACUUGAAGAGAGUGACAGUGCAGAUGAUUUGGAUGAGGAGCAAACAGAAAUCAUGUUAAGCAAAAUAGUCGACGAAGAAACUUUAGAUUCAGGUCUUAUUGACCAUAUUUAUUUAUCAUGCAGUGCUGGAGGUGCCUCUGUCUCUUCGGUUCAUUUGCAUCCAAGUAUGAAUGCGAAUCCUAAAAUCAAUGUCAGUGCUGUUCCUCUUCGAUCUGGAGAUCAACAACAUUUUGCAUCCAAACAACAAGUAUACAGUGGAGCCAGCGUUGGUGGAACUACUUUUGAACCAUUCCCAAAUGCCAGUGUCACUUCCUCAGAUGUAUCCUACGCUACGCCAUUUUCUCAAAACAAGAGUUUAUAUCACCAUUCUCCCCUUGUAAAUGCCCUCAACGAUAUUGACAACAAUUAUUUCAAUACUAAUGCGAGCAGUUCUCUAUUUUCAUUAUCCUCACUCAAGCAUAGCAAUCCAGAUUUUAUUGAGCUCUAUGACUCGGGACUUUCUGUUUCCUCCACCCAUCUUAAACAAUACAUGCCAACAGUAUUGAGAUGUAUUCAUAGAAACACAGAUUUUGAGUCAGUUCUAAGAAAUAUUUCCCAAAUUGCCGGCUCCAAAUUCUAUGAAACUGCAGUUGAUCUCAUGUUAAAUAUUUUGGAGCAUUUCUAUCGAGAUUGUGAUGUCAUUGAUAUUGAAAAUCAAGAUUUAGAUAUUGUAAACUCGAACGAUAUUAAUUCUAUGCUUUUCAUUGGACGAAAUUUCCUAUUGGACUUUAAUAUUGAAAAUGGUUACCACUUUCCUCCAACACUGAAUGCAACAUCAUACUCAAGAAGUUUUGGGGUGACAGCCAACUACUCGAUAAAUUCCAAUCUCAGUACUCACUCUUCCAAUGACGAAGCCACAUGGAUGGAAAAUGAAAAUACCUUUAACGAUAUGGACGAAGCUCUCUCAACAACCAGUCACGACGAUCAUGAUACACCUAAUUUAGUGUUUCCAAGCUUGCCUCCUUCACCUGUUGCUUUUCAACCUGAGCCUGUUCACACCUCCAUCAACAAUAACAUAUCUCCUUCUGCCAAUAAUCGUUAUCAUCUCUAUAAGAAUGGAUUUAAAGGAACUGGAUGCUAUGUGAAUUCAAUUUUUCCAGAAAAUGAAAAGUACGAUGAUCUAUUUCACGAGUUGAAGAAACGAAAAAGAAAUUACUCUCCUACAGCAAGUAGUGGAGGCAACAAUGGCAACAUGUUAAACUCUGGCCAAUCCGGCUCAUUAUUGUCCUCUCUUCUCUUCGAAUACAACUAUGGAGAUAACAAUUUUGGAAAAGGCAUACUCAGAAUUUUUAAAGAGUUUUCAUUUACCAAAGACAUUGCCUAUACUCUUAUGAUUGGCAGACCUUUGAUUAUUUAUGGUGAGCCAAGUCAAGAACAAACGAUUAGAGCAUUGGUAAAUGCCUUUGCAUUAUUUGUGCCAGGUUUUAUUUCAUCCCUCUCCUGUGACACUACAAAAGCUGACUAUUUUCAAAUUUGUCAUUGGAAAACAACACCAAUCAAUCUCUUGGAUUUUUCAUAUUGUAAAAUAAUUGGACUUAGCAAAAAAGUGCCAAUUCCAAGCAUGUUUGAAUCAUGGAUCAGUGUUUUUGAUUUCGAAAAUGAUUAUUACAGUGGACCUAUUUAUUGUGGAAGAUAUUUGGAUAUCAUUUUCGAUGAGUCGAAAGAAUGGGGAAGUGAAGAUGCUUUCCUCUCCUUUACUCAUGCCAUAUUCUUGGAGAUGGGAAUGAAAGCCAGUCUUUUCAAUCAAUUAUUUUCCAUCACAAAAACAAGAAGUCACUUUUAUAAGAAAUCACUUCACAAAAUUUCAACAAGCGAUGUCAAUUCAAACAAGGAGAAAGAUACAGGAAGAGCUUCACUGUUUGGACCCAUGUUUCCAUCUCUAACUCCUCAGCUGAUUCACAAAGGAAGUAUGUCCUCUCCAGCAAAGAGAUCCAAAUCGAAAAAGGGAGGAGCAAUCAAUAAUAAUAACCUUGCAUCACAAAGUACCAUGGUUGGAAAUUCGAAUGCUUCAUUGAUUGGCUCUGGAGCUCUUGAAUCGAUGAAAGAUUGUAGCAAGACCAUACAGCGACAGUUAGGCCUCAAAGCGUGUGACGCCAAAAUUAUUGACUAUCUCGUUGAUUUGAUCCAUGUGCAGCAAUCUAAAGAAAUGCUGGUUUUUAAUUGUAACACUAUUAAGGUUGACACUGAGAUGUGCACCAAACACUUGAAUAAACGAAGGCUGAAAAAGUAA
Messenger RNA from Naegleria lovaniensis, 3474 nucleotides. RefSeq lists its product as uncharacterized. Gene Ontology annotation, molecular function: GTPase activator activity. The transcript is spliced from 4 exons. Gene Ontology annotation, cellular component: guanyl-nucleotide exchange factor complex. NCBI's taxonomy places the organism in Eukaryota, Heterolobosea, Eutetramitea, Acrasida, Naegleriidae. The record is from RefSeq and is a predicted model, not a curated record. Bases 1 to 3474 code for a protein of 1157 amino acids.